AAAAAAUCUCUAUUUGAUAGGGCUUCUUCCUAUACCUAUGAAUUCAAUUGGACCCAGAAAUGAUACAUUGGAAGAAUCCGUUGGGUCUUCCAAUAUCAAUAGGUUGAUUGUUUCGCUCCUGUAUCUUCCCAAAGGAAAAAAGAUCUCUGAGAGUUGUUUCCUGAAUCCAAAAGAGAGUACUUGGGUUCUCCCAAUAACUAAAAAGUAUAGCAUACCUAAAUCUAACUGGGGUUCGCGUUGGUGGAGGAACUGGAUCAGAAAAAAGAGGGAUUCUAGUUGUAAGAUAUCUAAUGAAACCAUCGUUGGAAUUGAGAUCUUAUUUAAAGAGAAAGAUCUCAAAUAUCUGGAGUUUCUUUUUGUAUAUUAUAUGGAUUAUCCGAUCCGCAAUGACCAUGAUUGGAAAUUGCUUGAUCGUCUUUCUCUGAGGAAGAGUCAAAAUAAAAUCAACUUGAAUUCAGGACCACUAUUCGAAAUCUUAGUGAAACACUGGAUUUCUUAUCUCAUGUCAACUUUUCGUCAAAAAAUACCAAUUGAAGUGGAGGGUUUCUUCAAACAACAAGGGGUUGGGUCAACUAUUCAAUCAAAUGAUAUUGAGCAUGUUUCCCAUCUCUUCUCGAGAAACAAGUGGGCUAUUUCUUUGCAAAACUGUGCUCAAUUUCAUAUGUGGCAAUUCCGCCAAGAUCUCUUCAUUAGUUGGGGGAAGAAUCCGCCCGAAUCAGAUUUUUUUAUGAAUGUAUCGGGAGAGAAUUGGAUUUGGUUAGACAAUGUGUGGUUGGUAAACAAGGAUCAGUUUUUUAGCAAGGUACAGAAUGUAUCGUCAAAUAUUCAAUAUGAUUCCACAAGAUCUAGUUUCGUUCAAGUAACGGAUUCUAGCCAACUGAAAGGAUCUUCUGAUCAAUCCAGAGAUCAUUUGGAUUCCAUUAGUAAUGAGGAUUCGAAAUAUCACACAUUGAUUAAUCAAAGAGAGAUUCAACAACGAAAAGAAAGAUCGAUUCUUUGGGAUCCUUCCUUUCUUCAAACGAAAUGAAAAGAGAUAGAAUCAGGCCGAUUCCCGAAAUGCCUUUCUGGAUGUUCCUCAAUGUCCCGGCUAUUCACGGAACGUGAGAAGUAGAUGAUUAAUCAUCUGUUUCCAGGAGAAAUCAAAGAAUUUCUUGGGAAUCCUACAAGAUCCAUUCGUUCUUUUUUCUCUGAUAGAUGGUCAGAACUUCAUCUGGGUUCGAAUCCUACUGAGAGGUCCACUAGAGAUCAGAAAUUGUUGAAGAAACAACAAGACCUUUCUUUUGUCCCUUCCAGGCGAUUGGAAAAUAAAUAAAUG
Capsicum annuum is the source of this 1315-nucleotide messenger RNA. RefSeq names its product protein Ycf2-like. The record is from RefSeq and is a predicted model, not a curated record. Lineage: Eukaryota; Viridiplantae; Streptophyta; Magnoliopsida; Solanales; Solanaceae. The transcript has a single exon. Bases 38 to 1027 code for a protein of 329 amino acids.